Leptinotarsa decemlineata (Colorado potato beetle) is the source of this 1555-nucleotide messenger RNA. RefSeq lists its product as uncharacterized. Gene Ontology annotation, biological process: regulation of transcription by RNA polymerase II. The record is from RefSeq and is a predicted model, not a curated record. Gene Ontology annotation, cellular component: nucleus. Lineage: Eukaryota; Metazoa; Arthropoda; Insecta; Coleoptera; Chrysomelidae. Gene Ontology annotation, molecular function: DNA-binding transcription factor activity, RNA polymerase II-specific; zinc ion binding; RNA polymerase II cis-regulatory region sequence-specific DNA binding.
GAUUUUAUUAUAUAUGACAACUAUUUAAUAAGGUUUUGAAAAAUGGAAGAGGAUAACAAAAAUUCAGUUAUAACUCUGGAAGAUUUUCCAUUCAUUUGUCGAAUUUGUUGUUUGAGGCGAAAUGAUUUAAGACCAUUUGAAGAAGUAGAUUGUUUGAUUGCACUAUUCCAUACUAUUAUGAAUAUAGAUGUUUGCUCAACAGUUGAAUAUCCAAAAAAUGUGUGCGAUGAAUGUGCCAGUAAACUGGAAAAUAUAUCACUUUUGGUAAACACUUCAAAGGAUAAUGACACGAAGAUGAAAGAAACCUGGAUGACACAAAAAGAAACGGAAGAAAAUUUAACAGCUAGAACAAAAGAAAAUUGUGAAAAGGAUAUUAUUCAUAAUGAGGAAUCUCAAGUAUGUCGAAUUUGCUUGUCUAAAAAAUGCUUAACACCGUUUGAAGAGAAGAAACUUCUGGCGAACCUAUUUAUAGAUCUCACAGAACUUGAUGUCUCGAGGAGUAGCAUAUGCAACAAAUGUAUUGACAAGCUAGAAGACAUAUUAAUUUUCAUCAGUUUUUCACUGUGUAAUGACAAGAAUCUCAAAAACGCUCUUGGUACUGACUUACUAAAAUGCGAGGAGCAACAAUUUCUCAAAGUAAUUGACCGAAAUGAAACGAUAAAUGACGAUAUAUUCAGAAAUAAUGAAUGUUCUCUUGAGAGCAAAGUGAAAUAUGAAAGUAUCGAUAUCAAGGAGGAAAUUAUUGAUUGUGAACUUGCAUCUUCCAUGAAAACUUUCCAAAAUGAUCUAUGUAAAAAACGAUUUGAGUGUCAUUUGUGCAAAUAUAGCUGUAAUCGGAAAAGUGAUUUGGUAAACCAUAUUCGUACUCACACUGGAGAAAGGCCUUUUGAAUGUCAUUUCUGUAAUAAACGUUUCACUAUAAAAACCCAGUUAAAACAACAUAUGUUGAAUCACACUGGAGAGAAACGAUUAGAAUGUCAUUUGUGUAAAUAUAGCUGUAUUCGGAAAAACGAUUUGUCAAAGCAUUUGCGCAUUCACACCGGAGAAAGACCCUUCGAAUGUCAUUUGUGUGUAAAGCGUUACACUACGAAAAGCCAUUUAACACAACAUAUGUUUCAACACAAUGCAGUAAAGCCAUUCGUAUGUCAUUUGUGUGAAUAUAGCUGCAUUCGAAAAAGCGAUUUGAAAAGGCAUUUUCGCACUCACAGUGGAGAAAGACCUUUCAAAUGUGAUUUGUGUGAGAAAAGUUUCACUAUAAAAAGCCAAUUAAAAGAACAUAUCUUUCAACACACUGGAGAAAAAAAAUUCGAAUGUGAAUUGUGUAAAUAUAGCUGUGUUCGAAAAAGCCAUUUAAAAAUGCAGAGACGAACUCCAAGUCUAGUUCUUGAAAAUUAUGAUUUUGCCCGGUGCUCGACCACAUUACCAAAUCAUUUGUUUUUUUCACAGUUAUGACUUUUUUUUGGAAAAAUCUUGUAUCUAGCAUGAAUGUUGAACUGAAUUCAUCUCUAGAAUCUGAAUUGUAAAUAAAGACACUGGAAAAACAAAAUGUUUUUAA